UCAUGCAAAAUUUGUGAUUUUCCGUCUCAUGGAAUGCAUUUUGGGGUCAUGACUUGCAGACCGUGUGCUGCGUUUUUCAGAAGAUUCGUGGUGCUCAAGCUGAACUACGCAUGUUUACAAGACAGGGAGAGAUGUAGUUUGAAUAAAAUUCGAAGAAGUUCCUGUCGUCACUGUCGAUUCCAAAAAUGCCUUCAGAUGGGAAUGAGCAAUACUGCACUAAAUCUUUCCAAAAAACAAGACCCAAAAAUUGAGCCGGAGAUGAUCAUUCAAUGCCAGGCUGAGCCGAGUACUAGUCUAAUGCCGGUUAUAAAACUCGAGGUAAACAGAUUCCUGAUAACUUUUGAAAGUUAUAUCUUUGAGGAUCAACUCUACACAAAAUCCAUUCUCUCCGAAAUCCGUUAUGACAAUCUUUGGAAGGAUAUGAAUGAGAUUUUCUCCUCGGGAAUCCCAUCCACAAAACACGGACAUUUCGCAACAUUAAGCCCUUUGUAUAGAUUUGUGGAAGGUCUUAAGCUCGUUCGGAAACCCCAGCAAACCGAGAGAAUUAAAUUUGAGAAUCGUCUCUCUAUGAAUACUCUAGUCCCCCACUGGAGAGCUCAAGCUAGACACACCGCCAUCCUUUCAAUGCAUUCUAUGGCAUUUCGUAAUAUUAAAUCCAUGGCUGACAAGACAAUGAUUUAUAAAGCAGUUUGGAGGAAUAUCUAUCGAUUUGAACGUAUUCAAAUGUCAACUGAAAUCUUCGGAGGAAAAUGUGUAAGCGAGAAGAAACUUGCAAUUUCCUGUGAGAAGGCUAUCCAGCUGGACGCGUUGUUCUUUGAUCUUGAAGGAGUUGCCCAGGAGAAAGUUAAACUUUCGUUACAGGACUACAAAGCGUUUGCCGAAAGGUGUGUGGAAGAAGUCGCCAAGCCGUUGAACGAGCUAUGUCCAUCAAUUGAGGAAGUCGCAUUUUUGAUAUUGAACUUCGUUUUGCAUAAUGAAGACACAAUCAAAGGAGAAGCGUUGGAAGUCUGCGAUGAGUUCCGCGACAACAUCGCUGACGAUCUUCACAAAUACUAUCAAGACAACGAGAUUGUCAAUUAUGCUCAACGAGUCGCCAAAAUGAUGAGCAUUAUUAUUGCAAUGAAGAAAAUCCACUAUGAAGACUUGGGAGGUGGAUUCAUUGUGAACACAAGAAAUUCCGAGAAU
Molecule: messenger RNA, 1185 nt
Organism: Caenorhabditis briggsae
Lineage: Eukaryota; Metazoa; Nematoda; Chromadorea; Rhabditida; Rhabditidae
Gene: Cbr-nhr-30
Product: Protein CBR-NHR-30
Biological process (GO): regulation of DNA-templated transcription
Molecular function (GO): zinc ion binding; sequence-specific DNA binding; DNA-binding transcription factor activity
Source: RefSeq, a predicted model, not a curated record